Cryptomeria japonica (Japanese cedar) is the source of this 1053-nucleotide messenger RNA. RefSeq names its product receptor-like protein EIX2. NCBI's taxonomy places the organism in Eukaryota, Viridiplantae, Streptophyta, Pinopsida, Cupressales, Cupressaceae. Gene Ontology annotation, molecular function: protein binding. The transcript has a single exon. The coding region runs from base 1 to 1053 and encodes 350 amino acids. The record is from RefSeq and is a predicted model, not a curated record.
AUGGGAAAGAAUAAUUUGAUAGGAGAGAUUCCAUAUGAAAUAGGAAUACUAAGCUAUCUUGUGGCACUACAACUCAAUGGCAAUAUGCUUCAAGGAAACUUGCCAUCAGGUCUUCAAAAUUGCUCCAGGUUGCAUAUUUUAGAUGUGGGUGAUAAUUUAUUAGUGGGAAAAAUACCCCUUUGGCUAUCACACUUCUUUGAGUUGAUGAUACUUGUUUUGAGGUCAAAUAAACUCCAAGGCCAAAUUCCAAAUCCAUUAAGCAAUCUUUCCAAAUUGCAUGUGUUAGAUAUUUCACAUAAUAAUUUGACUGGUCCUAUUCCAUCAGACCUAGGAAAUUUGGCAAUUAUGCUUGAUCCACAUCCACAAGUAAGAAGUGCAAAUGCAAGUGAGCAUUCCUAUUAUUACAAAGAAGAGAUUCAAGUGAUCAACAAAGGAUCAGAAUUGACUUAUUAUGAUUCUAUUUUGUUACUUAUAACUUGCAUUGAUUUGUUUGAAAAUCAACUAUAUGAUGGAAUUCCUUUAGAAAUUGGAAACCUUCAAGGUCUCCACACCUUGAACUUAUCAAGGAAUAAUCUUAUAGGAGAUAUUCCAAUCACUUUUGGAAUGUUAGAGCAAUUAGAGUCUUUGGAUCUCUCAAAUAAUAAGUUGCAUGGAAAUAUUCCAAAUGAAAUGCUAAAAUUGUCCAGUAUGAGCACUUUUAUUGUAUAUAACAAUAUGCUUUGUGGAACAAUCCCAACAGGUGGCCAAUUUGCAACUUUCAACCUUACAUUUUUCUCUAACAACCCUAGCCUUUGUGGAUUCCCACUUGAUAAUAAAACAUGUAAAUGUGGGGAGAAGUCAAAUAUUGACAUGGCUCAUCUUCUAGACGAAGAGAUAGAGGAGGAAUCAGAAAUUCCAUGGCAUUGGUAUGUAGAGUGGAUGGCAAGCUUUGCUACUGGAUUUUGGGGAGUUUUUGGAAUCUUGAUUGUCAAAAGGUAUUGGAGAAGAAAAUACAUUCAGCUCUUAGAUGAAGUAGCCAUUAGUUUUUUAGAUAGAUUAAGAGGCAUCAAGUAG